Planococcus citri (citrus mealybug) is the source of this 1214-nucleotide messenger RNA. RefSeq names its product methionine aminopeptidase 1D, mitochondrial-like. The transcript is spliced from 6 exons. The coding region runs from base 135 to 1106 and encodes 323 amino acids. Gene Ontology annotation, biological process: proteolysis. Gene Ontology annotation, cellular component: mitochondrion. Gene Ontology annotation, molecular function: metalloaminopeptidase activity. Lineage: Eukaryota; Metazoa; Arthropoda; Insecta; Hemiptera; Pseudococcidae. The record is from RefSeq and is a predicted model, not a curated record.
GUAUCAGUUUUAAUCACGACCAGGAAGUUUCAAACACACGUUUAGGUAGCUACACCGAUCUGUACUUUCGAUAAGUAUGAUGUGAACUUUCAAAAAUGAAAUAAUUUUCAACAUAAUCUUUUCAUCGGCACAAUAUGUUUACUCGAUUACUUGUGUUUUUGUUCAAUUUUCUUUUAUUAAUUUACUUUUGCGAGAAUUGGCAGCCUACAUUUAGACGAAGCGAUUUCAUUAACGAAUUAAGAGGUUCGUACUACAUAGUCAAACCCUUGAAUGUAUCUGCCCCUCAAUAUGUUCCUACUCAUAUCCAGCGACCCCCUUAUUUGUUCUUGGAUGGCACUGAAGAUGCCCCCGAUGCGAUCUUGAUUAAAAAUUCUACCGAAAUAGAUGCGAUUGCUACGAGUUGUUCGAUUGCUCGAGAAGUUAUGAACGCUUUGAAAAAAUUCAUUCGUGCCAGGACAACUACUGACCAAAUAGACGCCUACGCUCACGAACUAAUUAUAGAAAAAGGAGCAUUUCCAUCGCCCUUGAUGUAUAAUAGAUAUCCGAAAUCCAUUUUUACCUCUGUAAAUAACAUCAUCGUUCAUGGGAUCCCCGAUAAUAGGAUGUUACAUAAUGGAGAUAUUAUCAAAGUUGACAUCGUGGUGUAUUAUAAAGGUUUACAUGGAGACUGCAGCGAAACUUUCCAUAUUGGUACAGUAAACGAGAAAGGCGUACGAUUGGUGAAAACAGCCAGACAUUUGUUAGAAGUUGCAAUCGAAAUGUGUAAACCAGGAGUCCGAUUCAAAGACUUGGGCGAAAGAAUUGAGCAAGAAGCCAAGCUGAAAAAAGUAACCGUAAUACCAACAGUGUGCGGACAUGGGAUAGGUAGAUUCUUGAAUGAACGUCCAGCUAUCGACCAUUAUGCAAACGAAGAAAACAUUGAUCACUGGAGGCAAAUGGAACCUGGUAUGGUAUUCACAAUAGAACCAGCUAUCGCAGAAGGUCGCUCUGAAGAGAAAAUGUUCCCUGAUGGUUGGACAUGUGCCACAAAAGAUGAUUCUAGGGUGGCUAAAUUCGGGCAUACGAUUGUUAUUACUGAAAAUGGCAACAGGAUAUUGACUUUGUAGGUGGAUGUGUAGGUAUAUGUAAUACCUAUCAUAUUGAAAGAUCAUCAUUCAUCAUGUAUAGGUAGUUUUGUACAGAUUCGUUUAAUAAAAUCGUUCGUUCGAGUUUCA